Molecule: messenger RNA, 921 nt
Organism: Botrytis porri
Lineage: Eukaryota; Fungi; Ascomycota; Leotiomycetes; Helotiales; Sclerotiniaceae
Exons: 3
Coding region: 1-921 (306 amino acids)
Source: RefSeq, a predicted model, not a curated record
AUGUCAAAGUCUGCACUCAACAUGGCGGGAACACCCGAAAUCAAUGAUGGAAUCAGGGAUCUAAAGGCUUAUAUGGAAGAAAAUCCAUCAUUAUGGCAACAGCCUGCGUAUCGCUGGGCAGCUGAAGCAAUGCUGUGGAGGUUCAAUGGUCUUCUUACUGAUCCGAUCGAAAGCCCCCGACUUUUGGCAAUUGAUGCAAUCAAUGAAUUAAAUAGGGAACCAGAAACAAAAUCUAAGGUCGUCGCAAAUGCUGAAGUCUCCAGCAUUUCACAAGCUUCAAGCCCUGCAGAUAAAGAAGAAGAAGAAGAAAUCCAAAAGAAGAAGACUACAGUUGGAAAUUCCACAGUAGAAGCAAUUUUAACGACAGUAGAGACCGGCCAUAGUCCAACGUCAGUCCCUCCAAUGGCAAAAGAGUAUGUAUUAACGGCAAGUUCCAUGCUAGAUCGACUUAUGGCCCUAUCAGACGCUGGAAUAAACAGUUCGGAUCAAGCAGUAGCCACAUCCACUUUCUCUGAGACGGAACAAAUUGCCAUCCUAGAGGAACUCGAUAAAAUCUUGCUGAAAUGCAAGUCGGCCGACGCUCCAGAAGAGCUAAGACCGAAGCCGGUGAAAGAUUCAAGGUUGCAGUUUAUCGAAGAGCUACGAUAUAGCAACAUACUGGAAGAGUCAAGACAGCAGUCGAUCGAAGAUCUAAAAGCCGAGCACCAGAGAGUUUUGGCGGAUCUCACAAAAAAACACGAAGCAAUCAAGUUUGAGAACAGAAACCUGAAGGUGGACCGCAACAAGGAGCUGGAGGAACUUCGGAAAGGAAACUCAACACUGCGUGGGAUGUCAUCGGGUCUCGAGCAGGAGGUGACGCAAUUGCGAGCGGAACUUCAGUUUGAAACCAAGUGCCUUAGAGUGGGCCACAAGCGAGCUUAA